AUGGUCCCCCCUCCCUGGCAUGCUCUGCCCCUGUCGCAGGCUGAUCUUGGCCCACUGUUCUCCAACUCCAGCCCCUUCGCCUUCACCCAGUCCCUGCUCAUGGUGCCUCCGGCUGGGGCAGUCUCCAAAGCGGGGGUUCGGGCUUCAUUCGGGCCUUACUCUGUCAGCCAGCCUCCACUGGGUCUAUGUGUGGUGACCCUGGCCCUACCGAAGGACUGGUUUGAGGCGGACCAGACCAGCCAGCCCUACCUCAGCCCCAACCAGCAUGCCCGGCAGACACACCACACCCGUAAUCGGGGACGACGGCACGAGGGUGGUGUCGUUGGUGGAACCGGUGGCGUCCCCUUCCCAGGCGCUCUCCGAUACAGCCCCGCCCACGCCGGCGACCGCAUCCAGCUGUACUACUCAUUGUUCGGCACAGCGUCCAACCGCAAACUAGCACCCCCUAGGUGUGUGCAAGACAAAUUACCACCGUCUCAGAGAGAGUUGUUUUAUAUAGGAGCUGUGACUCUGAGGGAGUACAAUAAGCGGAAAGAAGCCAACGGGACCAAAGAGAAAAUAGGCUGUUGCAAUGGACAGGAAGAGGAGGAGCUAUGGUUGGAUUCCAACGUGCUGAUUCGCUAUCGCAGGGGACCGGUCCGAGCGGGACAGCCAAUAGGGGUUUCUGUGAACCUGAGGCCCAAUUUCAGUGCAGAGUUUGUUGUUAUCCGACUGAAGGUGAAGAAAGGCCUUUUGUCUCUGGUUGCCCAGCGCUCUCUGAACUCUGACCUCUGGGUUGUGAACCUGGAGAGAACCCAGGGCUCCAAACAUGAUGUCAUCUCCAUCAUCUGCCACAAACUGGCCAGACACAUGGACAGCGACGGGUAUUACUUCAUCAUAUAUAUUACUGUACAAUAG
This is a messenger RNA of Salvelinus sp. IW2-2015, 897 nucleotides long. NCBI's taxonomy places the organism in Eukaryota, Metazoa, Chordata, Actinopteri, Salmoniformes, Salmonidae. The record is from RefSeq and is a predicted model, not a curated record.